GCCUCGCGGGGUUCCCUGCUCCCUGCUCCCUGUUUCCUUCGGGCUCGCGGCUCAUCAUUCACUCGGUUGCUGCCCACCGCUGUGCCAGGGAGCCCAGGCUCCAGACCUCUUGUCCCGGGUACAUUUGGGGGCAAAGGAGGGCUAAACCCAGCCAAGGCGCACUGUCUUCUCUCCGCUGACCCAUCUUUUUCUCCAUGGCGUCUCGUCAACAAACCCGAAUCCAGGCUUACCUGGAGAAAAACAAGAUCGGUCCUCUCUUUGAGGAAUUAAUGACCAAGCUAAUAACUGAGACACCUGACCAGCCAAUCCCAUUUCUCAUUGACCAUCUUCAGUCUAAACAAGGGAGCCGAGGGCAACUGCAAAGAACUUUGUCUGGGUCAGCAGCUCUCUGGGCAGAAAGUGAAACAUCAGAACCCAAAGGAACAAGAAGGGAUUUCAGGAGCUAUGAUAAACCUUGGCAGUUGAAUGCAAAGAAGCCUAAAAAAUCAAAAAGCGACCUUGCUGUAUCUAAUAUUUCUCCUCCAUCACCAGACUCCAAAUCAUUGCCAAGGUCAGUAGAACAUCCUAAGUGGGACUGGCGGACUAAACCACAAAGCCGUGAUUUUGAUGAAUUGAACCACAUCCUUCAAGAGAGCAAGAAGCUGGGGAAAGCCCUUGAGAAUCUCUCUCGAAGUAUUGCAAUUUCAGAUGAACUUGAUAAGGAGACAGUGGCUUUCAAUUCUUCUCUUCUGAGACCCCGCGUGAUUGGGGAGUGGAUUGGCAGAGCGGAAAACGAUGCUGAUCCCCUGGCAGCUGAAAUGCUGCAGCCCCCGGUUCCACGGAGUAAGAACGACCCAUGGGAAAGCGAAGAGAGCGGCUCCAGCCCGGCAGGAAGCUUAAAGAUGGAGCCCAAGACCAAAGGAUUAAAACAGCAGCAGCAGCAGCAUAAGAAACUUCUGGCUGCGAUGCUUUCCCAGGAUUCCUUCGAGUCCAUCCACAGCCCCACGCCAUCCGUAAUAGAAGAAGACAUUGACAGUGAAGACGAUGCAAUGGAGUUGCUGGGUAAUUUUACAAAUUAAUCAUUUCUCUUUCUCCUCUUUUCUAGCAUUGUAAAAGUGUGCAGGAACCGAGGGGUUUGAAACAUUCUCGAUAGUUUUGUCUAAGGCAAAGGGAGCCCUUUAACAUCCACUUCCCUUCCCUUAGACCUUUAUGAAGUUGCAUGUAAGAACUAAGCUGAAGCCAUGGAAGCAUGUGAAACCCUCCUUAGACUGUACUAUGUGCUUUGUGUAUGCAGCACUCUAUACUCUGACUUCACUGAGCUUUAUUCUGUGUGCAGUUGUGAUAAAAUGCAAAUCUGUCUGUUUUAUUUUCUUGAUUAUAACCUAUUGUCUAUAAAAUACACCCUCUUCCUAACAAGCCCCUGUGAAUGUAAGGUUGCUUUAGGGAAAUAUCAUAAAACUGAAAGAUGUCAAUAGUAAAGUAGUGUUUGGUGCUUUUCAUACAUGGUAGGAAGCUUUGCAUAGAUUUCAAAAUCUUCUGAGACUCAUCACCUUCCCAAAACUUCAUUCAUGUUGUAGAUAUUGUUUUCUUCUUAUAGUUUUUUUGUGAUCCAAGUAUGUGAUCCUGUUCCAAUAGAAGUUUACAUAUAUAAAUUGUUAAUUGAAACUCAUUUUGAAAAAUCAUU
Molecule: messenger RNA, 1663 nt
Organism: Peromyscus eremicus (cactus mouse)
Lineage: Eukaryota; Metazoa; Chordata; Mammalia; Rodentia; Cricetidae
Exons: 7
Coding region: 195-1058 (287 amino acids)
Source: RefSeq, a predicted model, not a curated record